This is a messenger RNA of Cuculus canorus (common cuckoo), 2439 nucleotides long. RefSeq names its product transferrin (gene TF). Lineage: Eukaryota; Metazoa; Chordata; Aves; Cuculiformes; Cuculidae. The coding region runs from base 116 to 2236 and encodes 706 amino acids. Gene Ontology annotation, biological process: iron ion transport; antibacterial humoral response. The transcript is spliced from 17 exons. Gene Ontology annotation, cellular component: recycling endosome; early endosome; plasma membrane. The record is from RefSeq and is a predicted model, not a curated record.
UGUUCCUCUAUAAAAAGGGAAGAAAGCGGUUCCCGAGCCAUCACAGACUUGGAGGGGACAGUCUGUGACCAAGGCUGCUGCAUCCCCUCCUCGGCACCCGACUCCCUGCUGCAGCAUGAAACUCAUACUCUCUACUGUGCUGUCCUUUGGGAUAGUGGCUCUGUGUUUUGCUGCUCCCCCCAAGGCAAACAUCAGAUGGUGCACAAUAUCCUCACCAGAAGAGAACAAAUGCAACAGCCUAAGAGACCACAUGCAACAAGAGAGCAUUGCAUUGAGUUGCCUGCAGAAAACAUCGUAUCUUGACUGCAUAAAAGCCAUCGCGAAUAAUGAAGCAGACGCCAUUAGCUUGGACGGUGGUCACAUUUUCGAGGCCGGCCUCGCCCCCUAUGGUUUGAAGCCCAUUGCUGCUGAGGUCUACGAACACAGUGAAGGCUCCACAACCAGCUACUACGCCGUGGCUGUCGUGAAGAAAGGAACGGGCUUCACAAUAGAUAACUUGCAGGGCAAGACCUCCUGCCACACAGGCCUGGGCAGGUCUGCUGGCUGGAACGUCCCCAUCGGGACGCUCCUCCGCCGGGGUGACAUCAAGUGGGACGGCAAAGACUCAGCCUCCAUCGAACAAGCGGUGGCCAAUUUUUUCUCUGCCAGCUGCGUGCCUGGUGCCACAAGUGAACCAAAACUGUGUCGGCAGUGCAAGGGGGAUGCGAAAACCAAAUGCUCCCGCACAGGGCCUUAUUCUGGAUAUUCGGGAGCUUUCCAGUGUCUGAAAGACGGAAAAGGAGACGUGGCUUUCGUGAAACACACAACUGUUCUAGAAAACGCCCCAGAGGAGAAGGACGAUUAUGAGCUGCUGUGUCUGGAUGGCACCCGUGCGCCUGUGGACAACUACAAAGCCUGUCACUGGGCCAGAGCGCCUGCUCAUGCUGUUAUGGCUCGAGAUGAUAACAAGGUUGAAGACAUCUUGCUCUUCCUCUCAAAAGCGCAGGAAAGAUUUGGCCAUGGCACAACUGGCAGCUUCCACCUCUUUGGGCCACCUGGCAAGAAGGACCCAACCCUCAAAGACUUGCUUUUCAAAGACUCUGCCAUCCAGCUGAAGCGCAUCCCCGCGCUGAUGGAUACCCAGCUCUACCUGGGCUUUGAGUAUUACAGCGCCAUCCAGAGCGUUCAGAAAGAUCAGCUGAACUCCAACCGCAGAGAAAAUAAGACACGGUGGUGUGCAGUAGGCAAGAAAGAGAAGAGCAAGUGUGACUUCUGGAGUGUGGUGAGCAACGGCGAGGUGGAGUGCACCGUGACAGACAGCAAUGAGGACUGCAUUAUUAAGAUCAUGAAAGGUGAAGCAGAUGCUAUCAGCUUAGACGGAGGUUUCGUCUACACCGCCGGCGUGUGUGGCUUGGUGCCGGUGAUGGGAGAAAACUACGAGGAUGAGAGUCAAUGCGGCAAAGCAGAAGCUGAACCAGCAUCCUACUUUGCUGUGGCUGUUGUGAAGAAAUCUGAUGGUGAUAUCAGAUGGAACAAUCUGCAGGGCAAGAAGUCAUGCCACACCGCUGUUGGGAGAACUGCUGGCUGGAACAUCCCCAUGGGCUUGAUUCACAACAAGACGGGGAACUGCAACUUCGAGGAAUACUUCAGCGAGGGCUGUGCUCCCGGGUCUCCUCCAAACUCCCGCCUCUGCAAGCUCUGCCAGGGCUCAGGGAGGAUCCCACCAGAGAUCUGCGUUGCCAACAGCCAUGAGAAAUACUAUGGCUACACUGGAGCUUUCCGGUGUCUGGUCGAGCGGGGUGAUGUGGCCUUUAUUAAGCACUCAAUCGUCGAGGAAAACACCGGUGGCAGAAAUAAAGAAGAGUGGGCCAAAGAUCUGAAAACGGACCAAUUUGAGUUGUUGUGCCCUGACGGGCGUCGGGCAAACAUCAUAGCUUACAGGGACUGCAACUUGGCUAAAGUUCCUACCCAUGCCGUGGUCACACGUCCUGAGAAAGCCAAAAAAAUCCAGGACCUGCUGGAGAAACAAGAGAAACUGUUCGGACCAAAAGGAAUGGAGGCAGACAGGUUCAAGAUGUUUGAGUCUCAAACCAAGGACCUUCUCUUUAAAGACUCGACCAAGUGUCUUGUCAAGCUCCGCGAUGGAAUAACAUACAAGGAAUUCCUCGGAGAUCAAUACUAUGCUUCCGUUUCUAGCCUCAACACCUGCAAUCCAUCAGGUCUCCUCCAGGUGUGUACUUUCCUUGAGGGGAAGUAGCCAGGGGCGAAAGAUGCUCGACGGAGGGGGAGGAAGCUUCAAGCCAUGACUCCUCUUGUGCCCUCAGCGCCGAACACCGAUCCGCAGAGGGCCCUCUGCCUUCACUGCUUUCUCUGUCCUUCCUCAUCACUCUGAACGUGGCUAUUGGAGACUUUACCAUUCUCUGCUGCCAUCACAGCAAGAAAUAAAAUCUCACAUCUAAA